Messenger RNA from Episyrphus balteatus (marmalade hoverfly), 1861 nucleotides. Its product is annotated as XK-related protein 4-like. The record is from RefSeq and is a predicted model, not a curated record. The transcript has 8 exons. Bases 651 to 1706 code for a protein of 351 amino acids. NCBI's taxonomy places the organism in Eukaryota, Metazoa, Arthropoda, Insecta, Diptera, Syrphidae. Gene Ontology annotation, cellular component: plasma membrane. Gene Ontology annotation, biological process: engulfment of apoptotic cell; apoptotic process involved in development; phosphatidylserine exposure on apoptotic cell surface.
UGAUUGUAGUUAGCGGAUGUUUUGAGAAAAAAAAAAAACUUGAAAAAAUAAAUUAUUUGAAAUUAUUUUAAAGUUAAAUAUUCUUUCAAAGUCAAUGAAAAAAAAAAUCGCCUCUAGGAACUCAAACAUAAUAAUUUCAAAAUGAAAAUCUUUCUCUCAGAAAUUUCAACUGUUAAAUACAUUUUGAUUAUUAAAAGCAAAAGAAAAAGUUACAUCUAACUUUUUAUCUACAAGGAAGAAACAAAAAAAUUUAAGGAUUGCAGUCAGGUCCACAAUCAACUCCUAAUAAAACCUUUAGCGCUUUCAUUGUUCAUUGUUUUGUUCUGGUCUGGUCUGCUGCUGCAAAAGGACUUAAACAAACCAACCGACUUAUGUUACCUCCUCUGAAAUAAUCAAUAGACCCGAGUUAAUAAACCAUUUGUUUCCACACUGAUAAAUCAAGUCCAUCUGUACGAAUUUUAAGCUGACCGAAAGAGGCGAGGUAUUGUUGUACGAACGAUGCGAAAAGGAUUUAUGUUUGAAGUGAUGCUGGGAUAGCAUCAAACGAACACAAACGCAAUAAACAAUGGCAAGAAAAUAUACCAAUUCGAGCCAGGGGAGCCUCUGUGAACGAGGAUCUUGACGAUAAAUAUUCCAUUCAAUAUCGAGAUAUGAUUUGGACGGGCAUUUCAAUCAUAACUCGAGCUAUCACUGUGAUAAUGAACAUCAAUUUGGCCUUAAACUAUUACCAAAAUGGUAAUUUCAACUGUUUCAUUUGGACGAGUGCAAGCAUUGUUAUUCCAACUAUUGUAACAACUCUUAUUCAUGCCACUAUGUGUCUUCAAGAUCGUGAUUUGAAUCAGGAAGUCUUAAAAGUGCCCUGGAUCACACUUGUUUUGUCCUUUUUGUUUCGUUAUUGGAACGUUCUAUUUUAUGCUAUAAAGUGUAAAAAAGCCGAGUGUAAUAGUGACCCCGAAUCCCAAAAAAAGUUUUACAAACUUAAAAUUCGCGAAGAGAGCGAUGUUGCAUUUAUACGCAUUUUCGAUUGUUUUUUGGAAGCAGCUCCCCAAAAAAUUUUACAAAUAACAAUUGUUUUGUCGCUGCCAGAAAGAAUUUCAACCCUUCAAACUGUUGUUAUUUGUGGAUAUUUUGGAACUAUGGCUUGGUGCUUGUCAGAUUAUCAUCGAUGUAACCGAUAUGCUCAAAUUGAUAAACAAAAAAUGGAAACAAAUGGUUUUGUACUCCAAUUAUGUUGGCAUUUUUGUGUUUCAGUAUCACGCAUACUUUGUUUAUCAUUAGUUGCUAGUCUUUUCCCGCUGUGGACCCUCUUUGGUUGCAUUAUGCAUAGCAUAUUUUUUGGCGUCCUAACUUACCUAAUAGAUUAUCCCCAAUUUUGUGCAGUUUCUUUGGGAAAAUUUCUAUUUUGCAUGAUCUUGGGAUUUGUCUAUCUAUUUACUUAUAUUAUGCCAAAAGAUGGACGGACCAGGAAUAAAUAUAUAAUUUAUUAUACAUUGAAUUCGUUAGAAAAUAUUGCGUGUGUUGCUUUGUUCAUAUUGUUUUCGUCGGAUAGCAUGCGCUCAUCGAUGUUAUUUUAUCCUUUAUGUAUACUUUCUGUAGCAUUUUAUUAUAUUGGAAUUUUAUGUAUGAUUUUAUAUUAUACACGAUUUCAUCCAAAAAUCACAGCUCGAUCAUCUAAAUUGAUAUUAAAUUAUGCUUUAAAUAAAUAGUUUUAGAAAAGUUAUGAAAAUAUAUAAUAAUUAUACAUACAUAUACAAUUUUUUAAGGUAACUACAGAAUAUAUUUAAGUUAACUACCUCUCAUUAUGUAAAUGCACCUCAGUUUAAUUAAAUAAGAACGUAUUUGUAUGUAUUAAGUUUUCUGA